Molecule: messenger RNA, 1606 nt
Organism: Olea europaea var. sylvestris
Lineage: Eukaryota; Viridiplantae; Streptophyta; Magnoliopsida; Lamiales; Oleaceae
Product: fructose-1,6-bisphosphatase, cytosolic
Exons: 12
Coding region: 419-1441 (340 amino acids)
Biological process (GO): fructose 6-phosphate metabolic process; sucrose biosynthetic process; fructose 1,6-bisphosphate metabolic process
Cellular component (GO): cytoplasm; cytosol
Molecular function (GO): fructose 1,6-bisphosphate 1-phosphatase activity
Source: RefSeq, a predicted model, not a curated record
UUCCUUUCAUUUUCCAUUUCGUCAACUUUCCCAACGAUAAAUCUCCCUUGCGUCAUCCUUGUAACUACCGAUUGAUCUCUACAGCGGAUUGAAGAAUCUGCCGAAUUAGGAAUAAGAACAAGAAUCCAAUGUGGAAGAGGAAGAAUAAGGGCAAAAGAAGUGGCAUCUUCUCAAUCAACACGUGUCAUCUGAACCCGCCGUUCAAUAUUCAGAUAGCCCUCCAUUUUUUCCCUCCACUCCUCCGUGAUCCAUCCCUAUCCGCCCACAAACACACGUAAUUUGUGUGUCAGCACUCUGAUUUUUGUAUUCCUAGAAUCAUGUUCCACUCGUACCAGAUAAUAUUACUAUAUAGCCUCACGGCCUUGACCUUUUAAAAUAUUUUGGAGGACUUAAUCUUCUGUUGUAUUUUGGGGGAAAAAUGGAUCAUGCGGCUGAUGCACAUCGGACGGAUUUGAUGACCAUAACGAGGUUUGUGUUGAAUGAGCAGUCUAAACACCCAGAAUCCCGUGGGGAUUUCACUAUCUUGCUUAGUCACAUUGUUCUUGGCUGCAAGUUUGUUUGUUCUGCUGUUAACAAGGCCGGGUUGGCCAAACUCAUAGGGCUUGCUGGCGAGACCAAUGUGCAGGGUGAAGAGCAAAAGAAACUAGAUGUGCUCUCGAAUGAAGUUUUUAUCAAGGCUUUGGUUAGCAGUGGUCGCACAUGCAUUCUUGUUUCCGAAGAGGAUGAAGAGGCAACAUUUGUGGAGCCAUCUAAGCGUGGAAAGUACUGUGUUGUCUUUGAUCCAUUGGAUGGAUCCUCGAAUAUUGACUGUGGUGUUUCUAUUGGAACAAUUUUCGGCAUUUACAUGAUCAAAGAUGGAGGUGAACCGGAACUAGAAGAUGUCUUGCAGCCUGGAAAGAAUAUGAUAGCUGCAGGCUACUGCAUGUAUGGAAGCUCCUGCACGCUUGUUUUGAGUGCUGGAAGGGGAGUCAAUGGAUUCACCCUCGAUCCGUCUCUUGGAGAAUUCAUAUUGACCCAUCCAGAUAUAAAGAUUCCCAAGAAAGGGAAGAUAUAUUCAGUUAAUGAAGGAAAUGCCAAGAACUGGGAUGGUCCAACGGCUAAGUAUGUAGAAAAAUGCAAGUUUCCAAAAGAUGGUUCAGCACCAAAAUCUCUAAGAUACAUCGGAAGUAUGGUAGCUGAUGUCCAUCGCACGUUACUUUAUGGAGGCAUCUUUUUGUACCCCGCUGAUAAGAAAAGCCCAAAUGGGAAGCUGCGGGUUCUCUAUGAAGUUUUCCCCAUGUCGUUCUUGAUGGAACAAGCUGGAGGACAAGCAUUUACUGGGAAGCAGCGGGCACUUGACUUGGUUCCCAAGAAGAUUCACGAGCGCUCACCAAUAUUUCUCGGUAGCUAUGACGACGUCGAGGAGAUCAAGGCCUUGUAUGCAGCUGAAGAGCAAAAGUAGUAAAUGUAAAUUUCUUUUGUACCUUUGCAGUUGACCAGUUGUUAAAUUGCUGAAAACUGAUAUAUGUAAUAAAACCAUAACCCAUAAACUGUAGAUUGUUGAUGAAAGGAACAUCAAUGCAUUUUAUGAUAUGUGCAUGUAUACAUACAUAUUUUUUCGUAUUUA